Molecule: messenger RNA, 1266 nt
Organism: Durusdinium trenchii
Lineage: Eukaryota; Dinophyceae; Suessiales; Symbiodiniaceae
Source: the annotation of a GenBank genome assembly
AUGUGCAGCGAGCCUCGUUUUUGCAGAUCCAGCUUCAGGUCGUGUUUCAUCCUUGCAGGGCCGUGCUACUUGGUGGCAGUGGCGGCAAGUUCCAUCCUGUACGAGAACACCACACAGCUCAAUGGAAAGGGGCCGAUGGCACGGCAUGCGCUUCAGCUACAAGAGCUGAUCUUCACCCCGUCAAGUGACUCUGACAGUCUGGAUUCAUCGACGAGCGAUCAGCCUGAGGCCAGAGUCAGCCUUGAUGCAGAUACUACAACCAGCGAAACGGGUGACCAAAGUCGUCCCUCUCCUGGUUCUCAGCAUCAGUUUGGCAGACCUGGCAUUGCAAGCUGGUGGAAUUCCAGCUACUUUGAUACAGUAGCGCGGGAGGAACGUUUACUGUGUCCUGCUUCUGCAGAGGUGUCUACAUGGAAUGGCCGGCUGGGAAAUCACAUCCAUCAGAUCUUGAAUCUGUUGCUUUUUGCUCAUUUGUGCCAUGUCAGCGACGUGCGUUUCCCCAAGCACCAGGACAACAUGCAUGCGUACAGUCACCAAAUUGGGCUGUUGGACAUGCCAACAAAGCUCAAAUUUCCUCAUCAAGACCCAAAGCUGAAGCACUUGCUCAAGUGCCCGCGUCACGCCAACCACAGGCAUCCCUGGUUUGGGAACUAUUGCGCUACAAACACGCCGAUGUGGGUGUACCAUCAGCUGGCUCUGGAAUUUGUUCGGCCGCGCCUUGGCGAGCUGAUCCAGAAGUGCUUGCAGAGACCCGAGGACUCUGACGCCGACCGGACCCUCACCGUUCACAUGCGCGCGGACGACAUUCAGAAGUACCCGGAUUACAGUUGGGGCCAGCCACCUUGCAGCAUGUAUGAGAAGAUCAUAGAGGAGAACAAGAAUAACUUUACCAAGAUUCUCCUCAUCCAAAAAGGGAAUGCACCCUGCUCACAGCGGCUGCUUGAUGCUGCGAAGAAAGCAAUGAUGUUGGUGCAAUACCCCGACAACAAGUUCGAUGAAACGUCCGUUCCAUGGCAUUUGAGAAUCUUUCAUCGAGAGGCCAGGUUGGUUGCUACAAUGAGUGACAUGUUAAGCAACCUGGUGCACUUGGUUCUCUCCUUCUCCACGUUCGCUGUCUCUGCUGCCCUGCUUAGUACUUCAAUGAAGACGUUAUACCGCAGGCGUGAAGCAGCAUGGGAGAGCUAUUUGAAAUCUCCAGGGUUGAACUGCAAUACCUGGCCCGGGGUGACAAUGUACGACUACAGUUUCAAUGUGCUUGAAGCUUAG